AGAAAGAGAGAGAGAGGCCUCCUACAGUGUCAGUGUUCCAGGUUUUGUGUCUCUAUCUUUCUCUCGAGGCUGGUCUUGCUGUCAGAUGCUUCCAGGAUGCCGGUCGGAUCCGUCAGACUCCACAGCAUCAAAAAGCUGGGACAGGAUAACAAUGCCUACGAUGUUACAGACGAACCGACUUCCUACAUGACCAUGACUACGUCUCCGAAGGAUGACCAAGCUAAGAACAAGGCCGAACAACCGGCCAUUCGAAUCGGUUUCUUUCAGCUGUUCCGCUUCGCCAGUAAGCGCGAUGUCUUGAUGAUGGUGGUGGGGACGCUGUGCGCCGUUCUCCACGGCUCGGCCCAGCCGCUCAUGCUGCUGGUGUUUGGCAUGCUCACCGACACGUUCAUCGACUACGACAUCGAGCUCAACGAGCUGAUGGACGACCGCAAGGAGUGCUUCAACAACACCAUCCGGUGGAGGCAGAACCUCACCGCCACGACGCAGGACUGGACCAAUGGGUCGUCGGCGUGGGAGCUCUUGAAACCGCUACAGAAUCGCACGUGCGGGAUUUUGGACAUUGAGUACGAGAUGACGAAUUUUGCCUACUACUACGUGGGCAUCGGAAUAGCUGUGUGUAUGCUCGGCUACUUUCAGAUCUCACUGUGGGUGACCUCGGCCGCCCGGCAGGUCCAGAUCAUCCGGAAGCUGUACUUCGGCAGGGUGAUGAGGAUGGAGAUUGGAUGGUUCGACUGCAACUCCGUCGGCGAGCUCAACACGCGCAUGUCUGAUGACAUCAACAAGAUCAACGACGCCAUCGCGGACCAGGUGAGCAUCUUCAUCCAGCGCUUCACCACCUUCGUCUGUGGCUUCUGCAUGGGCUUCAUCGGAGGCUGGAAGCUCACCCUGGUCAUCCUUGCGGCAAGCCCCCUCAUCGGAUUGGGAGCUGGCCUCAUGGCGCUGUCUGUGGCGCGGCUGACGGGGAUGGAGCUCCAGGCCUACGCUAAGGCGGGGGCGGUGGCCGACGAGGUGCUGUCGGCCAUCCGCACUGUGGCGGCCUUUGGUGGGGAGCUGAAGGAGGUGGAGAGGUAUGACCGUAACCUGAUCCUGGCCCAGCGCUGGGGCAUCCGCAAGGGGCUGAUCAUGGGCUUUUUCACAGGCUACAUGUGGUUUAUCAUCUUUCUCUGCUACGCCCUGGCCUUCUGGUACGGCUCAGGCCUGGUGCUGGACUUGGAGUACACGCCCGGGACGCUGCUUCAGGUGUUUUUCGGGGUUUUGAUAGGUGCCAUGAAUCUGGGUCAGGCCUCUCCGUGCCUGGAGGCCUUCGCUUCGGGCCGAGGUGCUGCCACCAUCAUCUUUGAGACCAUUGACAGGGUGCCUGAGAUCGACUGUAUGUCGGAGUCUGGCUACAAGCUGGACAGGGUCAAGGGUGACAUCGAGUUCCACAACGUGACCUUCCACUACCCCGCCAGACCGGAGGUCAAGAUCCUGGACCAGCUCAGCGUUGCGGUGAAGACCGGGGAGACCACGGCGUUUGUAGGGCCCAGCGGGGCGGGAAAGAGCACCGCCGUUCAGCUGAUCCAACGCUUCUACGACCCAAAGGAAGGCAUGGUGACGCUGGACGGCCAUGACAUCAGAGGGCUGAACAUCCAAUGGCUGCGCUCGCUGAUCGGCAUCGUGGAGCAGGAGCCCGUGCUGUUCGCCACCACCAUCGCCGAGAACAUCCGCUACGGCCGCCCCGGGGUCUCCAUGGACGACAUCAUCGCCGCCGCCAAGGAGGCCAACGCCUACUCCUUCAUCAUGGACCUGCCACGGAGGUUCGAGACGCUGGUGGGCGAGGGCGGCGGUCAGAUGAGCGGCGGGCAGAAGCAGCGCAUCGCUAUCGCCCGGGCGCUGGUGAGGAACCCGCGCCUGCUGCUGCUGGACAUGGCCACCUCCGCCUUGGACAACGAGAGCGAGGCCACGGUCCAGAGGGCCCUGGACAAGGUCCGACAAGGCCGCACCACCAUCUCCAUCGCCCACCGCCUGUCGACCAUCCGGAACGCCGACGUGAUCGUGGGCUUCGAGCACGGCCGGGCGGUGGAGCGGGGCAAGCACGAGGUGCUGAUGGAGCGCAAGGGGGUCUACUUCACCCUGGUGACCCUGCAGAGCCAGGGGGACAAGGCCCUCAACGAGAAGGCCCGGCAGAUGGCUGAGACUGAAGAAGAUUCGGUUAGCAUGCGUUUGUCCAGAGCCGGUAGCUACCGGGCCAGUCUCAGGGCUUCCAUCCGCCAGCGGUCGCGGUCCCAGAUGUCCCACCUGAUCCCAGAGUCCUUAGUGCCCAUGGCUGGGGAGCUGGGGCCACGGGCAUACUCUGUCUCACAGGCUGAUAAGACCCAGGUGGAGGAGGAGGAGGAGGAGCCGGUGGAGCCGGCCCCGGUGGCCCGGAUCCUGAAGUACAACAGCCCGGAGUGGCCCUACAUGCUGUUCGGUUCUUUCGGCGCUGCGGUCAACGGCGGCGUCAACCCCGUCUACUCUCUCCUCUUCAGCCAGAUCCUUGCGACCUUUUCCAUUCAAGACCCGGAUAAACAGGAGAGGGAGAUCAACGGCAUCUGUAUGUUUUUCGUGGUGGUGGGCCUACUCAGCUUCUUCACCCAGAUCAUCCAGGGCUAUGCCUUCUCCAAGUCCGGCGAGCUACUGACCAGGCGCCUACGGCGGCUGGGUUUCCGCGCCAUGCUGGGCCAGGAGAUCGGCUGGUUCGACGACCACCGCAACAGCCCCGGCGCCCUGACCACCCGCCUGGCCACGGACGCCUCGCAGGUCCAGGGGGCCACAGGCUCCCAGAUCGGCAUGAUCGUCAACUCACUGACCAACAUCGGCGUGUCCCUCAUCAUCUCCUUCUACUUCAGCUGGAAGCUCACCAUGGUCAUCCUCUGCUUCCUGCCCUUCAUCGCCCUCUCCGGAGGCUUCCAGGCCAAGAUGCUCACCGGCUUCGCCAAGCAGGACAAGGUGGCCAUGGAGGCGGCCGGCCGGAUCUCGGGGGAAGCCCUGAACAACAUCAGGACCAUCGCUGGCCUGGGGAAAGAGAGCACUUUCGUGGAGAUGUACAACGCUCAGCUGGAGGGCCCGUACCACGCCGCCAUACAGAAGGCGCACGUGUACGGCGCCUGCUACGGUUUUUCCCAGUGUGUCGUAUUCCUGGCCAACUCGGCCUCCUAUAGAUUCGGAGGCUACCUGGUGAAGCAUGAAGGACUACACUUCAGCAUGGUCUUCAGGGUCAUCUCAGCCAUCGUGACCAGCGGAACAGCACUUGGCCGCGCCUCGUCGUACACCCCCGAGUACGCCAAGGCCAAGAUCUCGGCCGCACGCUUCUUUCAGCUGCUCGACAAAGUGCCCAAGAUCAGUGUGUACAGCGAUAAGGGCGAGAAAUGGGACAACUUCCGCGGCGACGUGGAGUUCAUCGACUGUAAGUUCACCUACCCUACCAGGCCCGACAUGCAGGUGCUGAAUGGGCUCAACGUGACGGUGAAGCCCGGCCAGACGCUGGCCUUCGUGGGCAGCAGUGGCUGUGGCAAGAGCACCAGCGUCCAGCUGCUGGAGCGCUUCUAUGACCCCGACCAGGGCCGAGUGCUGAUCGACGGACAUGAGUCCACCCGGGUGAGCGUGCCCUUCCUGCGCUCCAAGAUUGGCAUCGUCUCCCAGGAGCCCAUCCUGUUCGACUGCAGCAUCGCCGACAACAUCCGCUACGGUGACAACGCACGGGAGAUCAGCAUGAACGACGUCAUGGCCGCCGCAAAGAAGGCCCAGCUCCACAGCUUUGUCAUGGCACUCCCUGAGAAAUACGAGACUCACGUCGGUUCUCAGGGCUCACAGCUCUCCCGAGGCCAGAAGCAGCGCAUCGCCAUCGCCAGGGCGAUCAUACGUGACCCCAAGAUUUUACUGCUGGACGAGGCAACGUCCGCCCUGGACACAGAGAGCGAGAAGACGGUGCAGGAGGCCUUGGACAAGGCCAGGGAGGGCCGCACCUGCAUCGUGAUCGCCCACCGCCUCUCCACCAUCCAGAACUCGGACAUCAUCGCCGUGAUGGCACGUGGCUUCGUCAUCGAGAAGGGCCCCCACGACCAGCUCAUGGCACUCAAGGGAGCCUAUUACAAACUUGUGACCACGGGCGCUCCCAUCAGCUAGACGCCGAAAGGCCCCAAAUGACCAGUGGGCAGUUGGAUGUCAGAGUGGGAGAAAAGAGGCGAUGUUUGGCCACUACAGUGUUUUUACGUCAGGUGUUCCAACUUUAGGGUGUGGUGGUUUGCGGCAGGUGGCUACCUCAUUGAGCGAGGCAUCUAAAAGGUGCAGGCGAGGACAGUGUAAGACUGUACUGUCCGGAUUCUACCUGAAUAUGUCUUUGAGCUCCAUGCAUUUUCCAAACCCGGGCCCGGUUUCUAAAAUCGCUGUUGGUUGUUUUUGAUAAAACAGUGAUUUAAUGUUUUUUCAAAUUGUAAUAAACUGUGAAAAAAUUAUGAAUUCCUCUCAUGCCAAUACUGCUUCGUGCUUUGUUAUUUUCAAAAGGCAGGCAUGCGGUUUUUUCUGUGGAUAUGAGGCUGCUCAGAAUAGACAGGCAUUAAUUUGAAAUGGGUUGGUUUGAAGAAAAUUACCUCACGAUUCACUCGGUUACUGUAAUUAGCUUUUAGCAUGGAACAAUUUGUUCAUUUAGAUGGAUAAUGUAUUGCUGUUCCAUAAAUAUGUAUAGAAGGUUAGGAUUUUAUGAAGCCUAUUUCAUGUCGUUUAAUAAGUGUUUAUUGUAUUUUUAUUGUUCUUAUGAUUACUGGUCAGAUCAAUGAAUAAACUAAACACAUUUAUUCCAUUUCGAAAUAUAG
Gadus chalcogrammus (walleye pollock) is the source of this 4832-nucleotide messenger RNA. Its product is annotated as bile salt export pump-like. Gene Ontology annotation, biological process: transmembrane transport. The coding region runs from base 97 to 4146 and encodes 1349 amino acids. The transcript is spliced from 29 exons. Gene Ontology annotation, molecular function: ATP binding; ATP hydrolysis activity; ABC-type transporter activity. The record is from RefSeq and is a predicted model, not a curated record. Gene Ontology annotation, cellular component: membrane. NCBI's taxonomy places the organism in Eukaryota, Metazoa, Chordata, Actinopteri, Gadiformes, Gadidae.